Symsagittifera roscoffensis is the source of this 4287-nucleotide messenger RNA. Its product is annotated as myosin light chain kinase, smooth muscle-like. The record is from RefSeq and is a predicted model, not a curated record. The coding region runs from base 1372 to 3909 and encodes 845 amino acids. The transcript has 19 exons. Gene Ontology annotation, biological process: synapse organization; homophilic cell-cell adhesion. Lineage: Eukaryota; Metazoa; Xenacoelomorpha; Acoela; Convolutidae. Gene Ontology annotation, molecular function: axon guidance receptor activity. Gene Ontology annotation, cellular component: axon; plasma membrane; neuronal cell body.
UUUGUUUUUCAAUCGUUUUUGCUUACCACUCUGUGCGUUUUGUGUUAAUCACUCAAAACAUUGACUUAACUUAAUCAAAUUAACUCUUUGCUUAUAAUUUUUUUUCAGAAGAAAAUUCAAAUUUUCUGUUUAAUUAAACAUUAACCAUACUUAAUUUGACAGUUAUUUAACAAUGAGACCUUGUUUUUUUCGUUUUUGAGCCAACCUGCAGAAUAUGAAUUGCUGAAUAUCAAAAUAUUGGCAAAAGCAAGACUUUCAACCCCGAAAACACAUUUCAAAUCACCGAGCUUGGAUGUUAACAUGCGUAAUAAAACGAAGGCUUCAGUUCUUUUAUGAAAAACCUGGUUGUAGUUAGCAUAUUCAACUUACACUUUCAGUAGCGCUUCGGUUCUUUUUAUCAGGUUUUGAAUUAUUCUUCUGAACUUCAAUUUUAUAGCAAAAUCUGGGGUAUUGGAGCACAAUAUAGCUAGGAACCCUUUCUUCAUUCGUUGACUGAACGGAACGAAGAAAUCAAAAUUAUCAUUUUUGUGAACCCCUUUGGAACAAAACUUAAACCAAAGUAUUUACCAAUAACCUUUCACCUUGGACAAUCACAAUCCCCAAACACAGGAAUUUAUAUUAUGGCCUAUUUAGUUAUAACUCUAUCUGCUUUAACUAUUCCAGGGAUAAGUGUUGUAUAACCCCUCAAUAUUUCGCAAUCGUUUCCUACAAGUUAUUUUCAAACGACCGAAGCACUCCCGAUAAAAUAGGGACCCGGUUUGAAAGCAAUUACAUAUUUGUCAAGAAAACUGAAACUAUUAGAGAGUUACAAAACGAAACCCUCUGCGGUUUAACUUCAAGCAUUCAAACCACAUUAUUGAAUCCUAUCUAAACGUUUAGCUCCACCGCUGCAGAAAUUUAUCACCGCAUAAAAUCCAGGAGAAAUCUCAUAAGUUCUGCAAAAGGGUAGGUUUUGGGGUACCCGAAAUUUGUUAUGCUAAACCCCUUUCAUACCAACCUUCUUGGCGUGCAAACAGAGAUAAAAAUUAUUCUUCUGCCUUAGCGUGAUUUGUAUCACAGAAUUGCGAAGACUUUUAAGGUAAAAAGCUACACCACGAAAGGAAACCCAAGCAAAAGUUGCUGUUAUAAUUUGCUUCUGGCGAGAUUUUGUAUUGGGAAUUCUUCAAAGUUCGCGCGUGGGUUUGGUUUUUGUUUAUGGUUCUCAGUAGUCGUUAACCCCCUUAUGCACCAGAAGGUUUAAUCUUCGUGUCUGGUUCACUGUUAGAAUUUCUUUCUUUUUCUGCUUUCCGUUUACUCCAUUUAUUCCUAUCCUUAGUUCUAAAUUGAGAGUUAUAAGAGAAAAGUGCGUCUAGUUUUUCUACUUCUGCAAAAAUGGCACAACAACCAGCUCAAGUGUUCGACUUCAGGGCCAAACUGAAGAAGGUUUCCACCGGCACGGGAGCGAAGCCCACUAAGCCAUCGUUCAAACUUCCGAUGCUCUCAGUGGCGACUGAGAAGGGAAAGAAAUUCACGUUGAAAUGUGGAGUCACUGGAUACCCAAAACCGGUCAUCACAUGGAUGAACAAAGGUCAAAAGGUGACGGAGAGUGAUACAGUGAAGAUGUACACUGACAAGCAGGAUCCGGAGUUGCACAUUCUAGAAAUCUUAAAAGCAGAGGCCAUACAUGCUGGUGAGUGGACAGUAGAGGCUGCCAACCAAGUGGGCAAAGAGACCAUGAGCGCCAAAGUAUCCAUCAAAAAGCAAUCUAAGCCGAUAGUGGUGGAGCCGAUGAAGAACACUGAAGUGUUCAAGGGUCAGAAUCUGAAGUUGAGGGUCAAGUACGAGGGCUGCCCCACCCCCAGCUGCAAAUGGACCAGGGCGGGCAAGGAGAUCAGCGAGAGGAGGGGAGUGGACCUUCUCCACAACGAAGCUGAAGGUACGAAGGAGCUAGUCAUCUAUGACGUGAGUGAUUUGCACUCGGGAGAGUAUGCAGUGGAGCUGAAGAAUGCUGCAGGAACUGAAGUGUGCAAGUGCACUGUCAAGGUCAAAGAGGCAAUGAUCAAGCCUGCGUUUGACGGCGACAUCAAAGGUAACAAGAUAGAUUGGGGCAAGGAGUUCCGACUAUCCACCAGAGUGUCCGGAAACCCCAAGCCAAAGGUCAAGUGGAUGAAGGACGGAGUAGAGGUAAAGGACGGAGAGAAUGGGGUCAAACUUGUCUCUGACGAUGUCACUGGCAAGCAUGAGCUGAUCAUUGCUGAUUUUGGGCCUGAGCAUAUAGGCAACUACCAGUGUGUGGCAGAGAGCGAGGCAGGCACUGAAAUCGCCAAUUACGCAUGCCAGCCAGAGAAGCCUCCCAAGAAGCCUAAGAUUGAGCAGCCUCUCACUGCAACUAAGGCAUUAAGGGGAACACCACUGCGACUGGUUGCUAAAGUGUCCGGAGAGCCACAGCCAGACCUCAUCUGGACCAAGAACGGAAAACCCCUGGAUGUUGGAGGCAAAGAUGGCGAGACGUUCUUUGACUUCGAGACUGGGGAGGCAGAGUUGAUUGUGAAGAGCAUGGACGAUGUGAAUGCAGGACAGUAUGAGUUGAAGGUCGUCAGUCGAAUCGGAUCUGACGUAACUGGCGCCAAGGUCGACAUCCAAGAACCACCUCAGCAGAAACCGACGUUUGACAUCCCCUUGUCGACCAUAUAUGAUCCAGCUAAGAAGCUCCUCAUCCUCAAGUGCAAGAUUAGCGGAUACCCCAAGCCCGACCUUACCUGGUCUGGACCUGAUGGCAAAACACUGGUGGCUGGUCCAGAGGUUGAGUUCAAGGACUCGCCAGAUGACCCGGAUAUGAAGAUUGUGCAUAUUCUGAACUUCACUGAGGCGAAAGAGGGUGAGUACAGUGCGACUGCGGUCAGUCCUGCCGGAACAUCCAAGAGGUCAAUCAACAUCUCCAUCAAACAGACCAAAGAUGGUUCAAUCAAGCAAGAGAACACAAACAGACCUCAGUUCGAGAUCCCCCUCAAGGUGGACUUCGACCCCAUGAAUGGCCGCAUAGUGCUGUCAUGCAGAGUGAGUGGGGAGCCGAAGCCAGAGGUCAAGUGGCUCAAGUACAACGAGGAGCUGAAAUCCGACGGAGACUACCAGCUGACGGUGGAUGAAAACAACAACCAGGUGUUGACUAUUAGCAAUGUGAGCAGCACCCACCACGGAGACUACUCAUGUAUGGCCACUAGCACCCUGGGCAUGGCCAAACAGACGUGCACCUUAGUGCUAAAAGAGAAGCCCAAAGUAGAAAUGGUAGAUCGACCUGUUCUGGAGAAGGGGAAGCCAUUCCUGCUCGGGUUCAAGGUCACUGGAGGAGAGAACAUCAAAGUGAGGUGGCUUAGGAACGGGGAGGAAUUACAGACGGCAGAGGGCAUUGAACUCAGUCAGGAAAUAGACGUCUACAGAUUGAGGAUUUCUGCACUGAAUGAGGCGAGUGCAGGGGACUACACAAUCGAAGCAGCAGGCGAGGGAGGCACUGUGAGAUCAACCAUCUCACUCUCGUUCUCAGAGGGAGGGGCGGCGGAGAGAGCAGUGAUUCUGAUCAAACUUGACAACGUGGCAAUAAAAGAGAUAGUGAAGACACUCUCAGCCUCCGGGUACAAACUGGCCGGAGCCAAGAUUGUCAAGGCGCGUCUGGACCUGCUGCAGAACCAGCUGGCUAAUAAUCCUGACCUGAUGGGCAAGCUGGUCAACAUGCCAGAUGGACCCAUGUUCGUGUCUGUCUGGGAGGGCAGUGGGGUCUGUGCAGGUGCCAGGGCCAAGUGCGAAACUGGCGGUGAUGCGGUGUUCUCAUCUAUCAUCCACUGCAGUGGCAGCACAGAUGCCGGCAAGAAGGAACUGGGAGUGUGGUUCAAACCAUACGAAGUGUCCGCCUGGAACUUUGCUGACUUCUUCUAAUGAGAAGCUCCAUGCCGACCUUCUCUCAUUGAAGAAUUGACCUUUUAAAGUCAUCAGAUUAAAUUUUUGAUCUUUAAACACUAUCAAAUGAUCAAUCUAAAGAAAAAAUGUCUUGGAUUUUUUUCUUUGAUUGAAUUUUCUCAAACUUUCUCUAUGAUCAUUUUUGAAGCAAUAGCUAGACUUAAAUCUGUUUAAUUUGAUCAAACGAUUAUUUUUUGAAUGCCAAAAAAAACCAGAAAUUAUUGAAAUGAAAGAAACUAUUGAUUUCCUUAAUGUAUCUAUUAAAUUUGGAAUGUUUUGUACGCCUUAAAUCCAUUUUGUAGUGAAAUAUGAUUGUCAACUAACUUUGCUUAAAACAAAACCUAUGUACUGCUUUCA